AUGGUUUCCAAAACAAAGGAAGAGGAUGAGAAAUCCUCAGAACCACCGUCGUCUCUGACUCUUCCUUCACUUCCUGAAGAUGUCAUCGUCGACAUCUUAGCGCGUUUAUCAAGAUGCGACCAUCCAACACUCUCACUUGUUUCCAAGCACUUUCGGUCACUCGUUGCUUCGGCUGAGCUAUACUCAAGAAGAUCCUUGUUGGCCUGCACUGAGGACUAUCUAUAUGUUGUCCUCGAUGACAAAAACUCCUGUUAUUUUUACCAUUGGUAUAUCCUCUGCCGGAAAGCCAACGGCAGUCACUGCUUGGUUCGUGCCCCCUCGACGUUUCCCAUUUUGUAUUACGCUGCAAGCUUUGUGGCAGUGGGUUCUAGGAUAUAUGUUUUUGGUGAGAUUGACCAUACAAAUAUGACGACAAAUGCGUUUUGCAUGGAUUGUAGAACCCACAAGGUGGAACCCAUCCCAAGCAUCCCUCUUCUUUUGAUGUCAGGAAAUGAUUAUAGCCGCUAUCUAUCUACUGGUGGUAAGAAGACUUCUGGUGGUAAGAAGACUUCUGGUAGUACGAAAAGUUCAUCCCGUCAUACCAAUCCGGGUAGUUCUUCUAGUUCUCAGAUGGCCGAGAGUUUGGCUGUUCCUAAUAGCCAGACGCAAGCUUCCCCUCCAGCUCCCGCCCCAGCUCCUCCAGCUCCCGCCCCAGCUCCUGCAGCUCCCGCCCCAGCUGCAGCUGCAGCUGCUCCCGCCCCAGACCCGGCGGCAGAUUUAGCGGCAAUCAAUAUGAUUUUGGCUAGUCCUGGACAUGAUCGUCUUCCUCACCUCCAUCCAGAUCGCCCUCCAAAUACGCUUUGGUAA
Brassica napus (rape) is the source of this 846-nucleotide messenger RNA. Its product is annotated as F-box/kelch-repeat protein At4g39560-like. The record is from RefSeq and is a predicted model, not a curated record. The coding region runs from base 1 to 846 and encodes 281 amino acids. Lineage: Eukaryota; Viridiplantae; Streptophyta; Magnoliopsida; Brassicales; Brassicaceae. The transcript is spliced from 2 exons. Gene Ontology annotation, molecular function: protein binding.